UGCACCAGGAAAACUGGUAAGGCGUUGUGAAUGCCUGAAAUAAAGGCGGACAUUGACGUGAAUGGCAACAAUUAAGCGAUUCUGAACGGUCCCGAGACUAACAUGCGUAUGCCCAUCACUCAUUCACUAUUUCAAAUACUCCAAACCCACAAUCCAAAUUCCAAGAAUAAGCUCAAAAUUCAAGCGAAAGACGGAAAAAAAAAGUUUAAGAUUAUUUGUGAGAGUCGAAAUUUUCGAAAAUGUCGUGGCAAACAUAUGUUGAUGAUCAUUUGAUGUGUGACAUUGAGGGCCAUGAAGGCCACCGCCUCACCGCAGCUGCCAUCGUCGGCCAUGACGGUUCUGUUUGGGCUCAGAGCGCUACCUUCCCUCAGUUCAAGCCAGAGGAGAUGAAUGGAAUUAUGACAGAUUUCAAUGAACCUGGUCAUCUGGCACCAACAGGCCUACAUCUUGGAGGAACAAAGUAUAUGGUGAUUCAAGGAGAGGCUGGAGCUGUCAUCCGUGGAAAGAAGGGAUCUGGUGGUAUUACCAUUAAGAAGACUGGCCAAGCACUAGUUUUUGGUAUCUACGAGGAGCCUGUAACUCCAGGACAAUGCAACAUGGUUGUCGAGAGGUUGGGAGACUAUCUCAUUGAUCAGGGCCUGUAAGCCGAAAAAUAUAUCAUGAUCUUCGUGCUUCUUUUUUUGGAUAAUUGAUUUUCUUUUUUGCUUUCUGCAUUUGAGCCUUUGUCAUCUUUUGAGGUACAAAUUAGGUCAAGAGGACAAUAAGUGAGCUCGUUAUAAGCUGUUUAGAAAAUUUUGGAUUGCCUUGAUAGAAUCUAUCUCUGCAGUUUUCCUCUUACUCUCUUUAUGAGGAGGCUGCAACUUGUACGAAAUUUCCUGGUCGAAGUAGGAAUAACUAUGUCUGAUUUCUUGUGGAACUUUUGGGUGGAAAAAUUCGACUAGUUCUG
Molecule: messenger RNA, 946 nt
Organism: Olea europaea var. sylvestris
Lineage: Eukaryota; Viridiplantae; Streptophyta; Magnoliopsida; Lamiales; Oleaceae
Product: profilin-3
Exons: 3
Coding region: 240-644 (134 amino acids)
Cellular component (GO): cell cortex
Molecular function (GO): actin monomer binding
Source: RefSeq, a predicted model, not a curated record